Lathyrus oleraceus (garden pea) is the source of this 576-nucleotide messenger RNA. RefSeq names its product ethylene-responsive transcription factor ERF017-like. The transcript is spliced from 2 exons. Gene Ontology annotation, molecular function: DNA-binding transcription factor activity; DNA binding. Gene Ontology annotation, biological process: regulation of DNA-templated transcription. The record is from RefSeq and is a predicted model, not a curated record. The coding region runs from base 1 to 576 and encodes 191 amino acids. Lineage: Eukaryota; Viridiplantae; Streptophyta; Magnoliopsida; Fabales; Fabaceae.
AUGAAAGGCUUUGAUAGUUGUUCACAGUGGAGUGCAAGGGCUGAUGCCGACGAGCUUGGAGUUAAUGUGGUUGAAAAUCGACGGUGGGUCUGGAUGAGUGAUGGUGUGAAUACGGAUGGGAGUGUUUUAAGAUUUGUAGAAAAAAUAAACUCACUGUGGAAAGAUGAGAGAGAUACUGUAUGUGGAAGAUCAUUGAAGCAAGAAGAUGAUGGUGGGUUUGAGUUAUUAGACCAUAAAAAAGUGAACAUAGUGAAAACAAAUGUGGAGAAACCUGCGGCGGAACAAAGUGAUUCAUUGUUCCGAGGAGUGAGGAAGAGGAAGUGGGGAAAAUAUGUGUCGGAAAUUAGAUUACCAAACAGCCGUCAAAGAAUAUUGUUAGGUUCUUACGACUCGGCAGAAAAAGCUGCGCGUGCAUUUGACGCGGCUAUGUUCUGCUUACGUGGCAGCGGUGCCAGGUUUAAUUUCCCGACUAAUAUUCCGGAUAUUGCCGGAGGAAGGUCCAUGACCCAUUCUGAGAUUCAAGCAGCUGCAGCCUGUUUUUCCAAUUCGGAGCCCCGUAAUGAGUAUUCAGGUUGA